UAUCAAGCUUUUGGCUGUACAGGAGCUGGUCGAUAGAGAAGCGCUGGAAAAGUUUUGUAUGGAGCUGAACCAGCCGACGCUGCCAAACAUCCGCAAGUGGAAGGGCCCUAGAGGAUGUUGGAAGGGUGUUGUUUCCGAAAAGCCCUCAGGCCAGCUACACAAGGGAGUUGAAUAUUCUGGCUUCCUCUGGGAUACUACAGCUGGCAUCGAACUGAAAGAUGCCUCAUCUCAGGAGAGUCCACAGACUAAUGGCAAUGGGAAGCACUCGUAUCCUCACCCUUAUCUUGCACAUUUCAAGGUUGGGAUGAAUGAUCUAACAGUGGUUAACCUUCACCUGGCCCUGUCGGUGGGUGAGAACACCGGGAAGAACCACGACAGCCACAAACUGGCAGCCUUUGCACAGACUCUGCAGGAGACACUGAAAGGAGAAAAAGACGUGAUCAUCCUGGGAGAUUUUAACCAGGCCCCAGACACAAGCGACCACGACAUACUGAGGAAGGAGAAGUUCCAUCACCUGGUCCCUUCCAGCACCUUCACCAACAUCAGCACAAAGAACCCACAAGGAUCCAAGUCACUGGAUAACAUCUGGAUCAGCCGGAGCUUGAAAAAGCUUUUCACAGGCCACUGGGCUGUCGUGCGCGAAGGUCUCACAAACCCAUGGAUCCCUGAUAACUGGUCCUGGGGUGGGGUGGCCUCGGACCACUGCCCCGUGCUCGCCGAGUUCUACCUGGAAAAGGACUGGAGCAGGAAGGAGGUGACGCGGAACGGGAACGGGGUGACGGUGGAACGCAACGACUCCCAUGCUAAGCAUGAACGAUGACGUGAACUUGAGGGUGUCUUCUGCUCCCCGGGGAGCAGCCGCUGGCUUCCUCCCCUUCUCCCUCCUUCCCGCUCUCCUCCCCGUGCCUAGAGAGCAUCAGCACUUGAUUUUGGUGGUCAGGGCUUCGUGCCCCUCCUGGACAGUCGUGGGGUGUCUCAU
This is a messenger RNA of Nestor notabilis (Kea), 979 nucleotides long. RefSeq names its product endonuclease/exonuclease/phosphatase family domain-containing protein 1-like. Gene Ontology annotation, molecular function: catalytic activity. The record is from RefSeq and is a predicted model, not a curated record. NCBI's taxonomy places the organism in Eukaryota, Metazoa, Chordata, Aves, Psittaciformes, Psittacidae. The annotation marks the transcript as partial. The transcript is spliced from 6 exons. Gene Ontology annotation, cellular component: plasma membrane.